Molecule: messenger RNA, 4485 nt
Organism: Cyprinus carpio (common carp)
Lineage: Eukaryota; Metazoa; Chordata; Actinopteri; Cypriniformes; Cyprinidae
Product: calcium-binding protein 2-like
Exons: 7
Coding region: 1632-2336 (234 amino acids)
Molecular function (GO): calcium ion binding
Source: RefSeq, a predicted model, not a curated record
GGUUAUAUUCCCCAUAAUGCAGCUGCUGAAGGUGGAUACAAAGGAAUCUGAAGAAAACAAAAAUAUAUAGCUCUAGCUUUAGCUUAUUCUACUGGGUGUAUAAGACCCCUCUUUUUUUAAAUAGAUAUAAAGGAAAUAUUCAUUAUUCAUAUUUAAAUCAUUCAUAUAGUCCUACUGAAUUCACUGAAUUGACACUGUCCUCUUCUGCUAGGGAGCUUUUGUAAAGUGCAUGUUAACAAAUCUAAUAUCAUUGAAAUGCAAUAUUGUUGUAUUAUGAAACUGCCCGUCUUUUUAUGCCUACAUUGUCUUUGUGCCUUGAGAGCUUUUAAGCACAUUUAUCUUUAACUUGAAAUUAAAAUAUCUUAGUUCGGCAUAAAAUAGAAUGCGAGAGAAAGCCUAGCAUGGAAUCUAAAGAGAUUACAUGGUAAUAUUGCAUGAAUGUGGGAUUGAAUACAGUAAUACCUUGAUCUGGACCAAAAACUCGUCUUACUUCUGGGUAGGAGAGAUGAAAAGGCUAAGAGAUCUCUGAGAAAAAAAUAAAUACAUUUGCGCUCACCUGCAUGUUUAAACUCGUCUAAUCUCAUAGACAAGCAUAAUUUCAUUUCCACCAGUGUUCACUGAUAACACACACAUAACACUAUGAAGUAAUUCUGUAAGUCAUUGUAAAUGUUUUUUCUCCUGCUAAUACCAAGAAGAAGACCUUUGUCCAUAAUAUCAUAUUUUGGGGGUUAUGAGUAGAUUAGUGCAAAACAAAACAAUGUGGAUAGGUCUGGGGGUAGUUGUUAUACAGAUAUUUAUUUAUUUAUAUACUUAUUAUAUAAUUUUUUUAAUUUCCUCAGUAUUUUUCCUGUUUUCCUCACUAUUUUCCUAUUUUCUACACUGACAUGUAUAAUAAGUCCUGAUUUGGCUUCAUCUACUGACCAUCUAUCCUCUCAUCUGACCCUUUUGACCUCUGACCCCUGACACUGCAGAUCAUCACCCUUAUAAAAACCAUCUGAUGUCUGUCUACCUGCUCUCUACAAUCUUUCUGCAAUCCUACAUUCCCUUAUCAGCACUGCCAGCUGCGUUGCACUCACCAUGUAAUCUGGAAUGUUGCGGAUUAUGAAGCCCUAUCCCACCCCCUUGCUCUCUUUCUCUCUCUACAUUUUACUCCUCAUCCCUCCAUCCCUUCCUAUUUUGUGCCAUGCCAGAACAGUCACUUGCAGUAGAAGUGCGAUUAGAGUCCAUCACAAGUCAAAAUGAGUAUGUGGAAUUACAUGGAGAAAGAAAGAAGGGGAACGAUAAAGAACAUGCAGAGAGAGCGAAAACAGACAACAGAUGCAAUAUCCGAGAGCAUCAGGAUUAGAGUGCUCAGAAAACCCUGGAAAUACCUUUUCUGGCUGAAGGAAUAGGUCUCACUGCUCCCAAAGCAGUCGUUUUUAUUGGUAUUAGCAUCACUACCCAUCACCUCUUGUUUAAGCAACUCCACCCCUCUUGGGAUAUUCUGACGACAGGGAUCGUGUGUCGCAAAGUUUAUGUAAUAAUCUGAGGACAGCAACCAAGAGUGAGAGAUAAAGAGGGAGGGGGAGGGACAGAGGGAGGGACAGAGAUGACAAGAAAGAGUUGGAGCAGUGAGAAUUAGAGAAAUACAAAUGAUGGGAGCGAAGCCAUCUAAAAGAUGCAGUAUGAAGAAGGGGGUCCCGCCCCUGGAAGGCAGUGGACUGCCAUUGGCACCCGCCAUGUUAGGAGGCAGCGGUGAUGCGGCAGCUGAGGAUGAGGAUGAUGAAGAGUUGGGGCAGCAGUUUGAGGAGCCGAUAUGUGCUCUGGUUCAGAACUGUACCAUGCUACACAACAUCGUGGGCCCAGCCUGCAUCUUUCUCCGACAAAGCUUCGCUCAGGCUCAACUCGACAGAGAUCUACGGCCAGAGGAAAUUGAAGAGUUAAAAGAAGCCUUCCGAGAAUUUGACAAAGACAAGGACGGCUUCAUUAGCUGUAAGGAUCUAGGCGAGUGCAUGAGGACAAUGGGCUACAUGCCCACAGAAAUGGAGCUGAUUGAACUCAGUCAGCAGAUCUGUGGCGGGAGAGUGGACUUUGAGGACUUUGUAGACCUGAUGGGCCCAAAGAUGCUGGCUGAGACAGCAGACAUGAUCGGAGUGAAAGAACUGAGAGAUGCUUUUAGAGAGUUUGACUCCGACGGUGAUGGUCAGAUCAGUCUGGCUGAACUGAGGGAAGCCAUGAAGAAGCUGAUGGGAGAGCAGCUCAACCACAGAGAGAUUGAUGAAAUCCUCAGGGAUGUUGACCUCAAUGGAGACGGGCAGGUUGACUUUGAAGAGUUUGUCCGAAUGAUGUCUCGCUAACUUAGAGGACUCAUGAAAAAGGAAGAGAACAAUCAGUUUGCCAACUCCUAACAUGAAGAGUGAAAUACUAUGCGUCUGCUUUAAUUAACUACCUUAUGAAAUUAUUUAAACCAUACUCUUUCUUCAUACAGGGACCUUUAGUUUACAUAUUUGCUUGUUUUUAUGACAAAGAGGAAAUGUGUUUUUCUUAUUUAAUUUAUUUUAGCAUUUUGGUCUGAAAAAAAAAUAAAAAUAAAAAAAUGUUUCCACCUAUGUUCAGAAUUGUAAGGGUACAAAGCAUAGCUGUAGCACACAUUAUUUAUAAAAGCAUGCUAUAUGGAAAUUUAAUUAAUAACAACUGAAAACUGUAUAUGAGGUGUACAUGGUCAUUGUAGACUGACAAUGCAAUGCCAGAUAUAAAUCAGUAUUAUGUGCAUUUUGGAAGGUAAACCACUGGUUAAUGGGUCUAAAGUUUCUGUAUGAUGCUUUUAGGACUGUAAAUGCUUUCCCUGUGGGAACAGGAUAUUAAUAACCUAUUUUUAAUGUCUUGAGCAAGGCACUGAACCCCCAACUGCUCCCCGGGCGCCGCAAAAUAAAUGGCUGCCCACUGCUCCGGGUGUGUGUUCACGGUGUGUGUGUGUGUUCACUGCUGUGUGUGUGCACUUUGGAUGGGUUAAACGCAGAGCACCAAUUCUGAGUAUGGGUCACCAUACUUGACUGUAUGUCACGUCACUUUCACUUAAUAUGCAAAACUGGAUAUUAUACAACUCCUGAAGACUCUGGAGAUCCCUUGUAAAGAUCCUGACACCCAUGUGAUCUCUCCUUGUUCCUUAAUCAUUAUGUUUAAACAAAUGUUUUUAUCUAAAUAUCUGUUCUAUAUAUAUAAAUACUUCAAUAUUUGUUUUGUUAUUUCUGUGCUCAAAGAUUGUAAAUACUCAAUAACCAAUUAAAUUAAAUGGAAUUAAUUUAAAUGCUGACUAUUAACUCUUAUUUUUGAGUAUUUAAGUCUCUAAAAUACAGUGGUGGUAAAAAAAAAAAAAUUCAAAAAAAGUUGCGUGAAUACACAAUAAUCACAAUGCUUAUUAUUUUCCCUUUGUCAGUUACAAAAGCUAUGGCCUAGAUAGAUCUGCAUAAUCAUAUGCAUUAAUCAAGUAUGUCUAUAGAUGAAGUGAUUUAAAUGAAUACAUUGAUGUUUCCUGUAUGGAGUCUUCUAAAAUGCUCUGUGAAUUCUCUCGCUGCUUUGCCAGCUCUCUGCAGUGAAGAAACACAUAGAAAGGAAGAAUGAAGGCCAGUAGAGUCAGGACAGUCAAGAUGAUGUUCACCUACAGAAACACAGAAAUACACUAACAUCUACAGUAAAAGCUGUGGAAAACAAGUUAAUGAUUUUGGUCAGUUUACACACAAGGAAUUAAAACUGAAUAUUUAAAGGGGUGGUAAAUCAGCUAUUUUCGAAGGCUUGACUGUGUUUAUGGGGUGCACUGUAACAUGUGUUCAUGCUUUGUUUAAAAAGAAAAAAGAAAAAAACACAUUUUUCACAUAUUUGUCCGGAAACAUCACGCCCCUUACCAUUACGGAAAGUUGUAUGUGCGUCUGGCGUCAAUAUAUUACCUUAUCAAUUUGAGCCCGAAUCAGACCCAGAGAAUAUUAUUAAAGAGGGUCGAACACAACCUGUGCAAGCAUGGCUCUUACAGGACGCUUCAGAAUGGCAUGUUUUUUGUUUGUAGUUGUCUCAUACUUUUUAGAUACGUUAAUGCUACUGCUGUUUAUGUUAUCUUUUGAUAUACGGUUUUAUCCUUAUUAAAGCUUUAGUACAGCAGAAUACAUGACUGCAUGUAGCAUUUUUGUAGAGUGAUUGUUUAAUUCAUAACAGUAAAACUCUACUACUGCGUGUUCCCAGGGGCAGGGCUUCUGUAAAUUUUAGGGUUUGUCACCAACCCAGGAAGAAGCUCUUUGUAGUCCCUACUAGCCGUGUGUUGUAGGCCUUAAAAAGUGAUUUCUGUCAAAUAAAAUAUCUCCCUUUGCAUUGAAUUUUGAGUGUCGUUACACGCUAACUAAAGUUAAAAAGUGAAAUCAUAAUCAAGAACCCCUUUAAUCAAAUGCUGCUGGAAAUGUUUAUAGAGCAAUCUUUCAUAUGGAUUUUAGGUUUGAUGUGAAAAACUCACUUUUUUAG